Messenger RNA from Antechinus flavipes (yellow-footed antechinus), 638 nucleotides. RefSeq names its product thioredoxin (gene TXN). The transcript is spliced from 5 exons. The record is from RefSeq and is a predicted model, not a curated record. NCBI's taxonomy places the organism in Eukaryota, Metazoa, Chordata, Mammalia, Dasyuromorphia, Dasyuridae. Gene Ontology annotation, molecular function: protein-disulfide reductase activity. The coding region runs from base 161 to 478 and encodes 105 amino acids.
CGCGCCUUCCGAGAAGCCCGCGCCUUCCGAGAAGCCCGCGUCUUCCGAGAAGCCCGAGCCUUCCGAGAAGCCCGAGCCUUCCGAGAAGCCCGAAUCUUCCGAACAGCCCGAGCCUUACAAGCAGCCCGAGCCUUACGAACAGCCCAGGCCUUCGGAAACGAUGGUGAAACAGAUAGAAAGCAAGGAAAACUUUGAUUCAACAUUGCAAACAGCUGGAGACCGUUUAGUAGUAGUUGACUUCUCAGCUACAUGGUGUGGACCAUGCAAAAUGAUCAAACCUUUCUUUCAUUCACUUGGUGAAAAGUUCCCAGAUGUGAUCUUCAUAGAAGUGGAUGUAGAUGACUGUCAGGAUGUUGCUGCGGAGUGUGAAGUGAAAUGCAUGCCAACAUUUCAGUUCUAUAAAAAGGGAAAAAAGGUGGGUGAAUUUUCUGGAGCCAAUAAGGAUAAGCUCGAAUCAACCAUUAAUGAAUUGAAAUAAUUGUGGAUCCUGUGAACAGUAAACAACUGUCAUCCGUCUAAAUUAUAUAGCUUAUAAUUUUUUUCUAUUUCCAAAAAAAGAUCAAGUGUAACAAAAGUAUGUAUCCAUAUACAAUUUGACUAUAAAUGACAAUAAAAUGUAAAUCCUACCCUUUUGAAAA